GUCACUCUGCCGCUGGGCUCUGCCUUACAUGUGGAAGUGUUGGUGGAUGAGUGAUCCAAGUUCUGCAGUUGUUCUGGAGGAUUGCUAUACCACUCACUCCUCAAACCCCGAUGACCCCAUCCGAGACUAUCUCAUUCGUUCCAGGUGUCCUUCUGCCUCUCGUCAUGUCCCGCCGUGUUCGUUUCUCUGCCCUGCUCUUUAAUCUCCAGAAUGAUCAGCCAAACCUCUUCCAUCACUGCACACUAUGCAUGUGUGACAAGAGGAUCCACAACUGUGUUCCACGCUGCAGACGAAGGACAUAUCGCUCUCCUGUCUACCAAGAUCCGAUCCAUUCCAUCACCAUUGGACCAAUCACGUUCAAGUGAAAAAUACAAUCCGGUAUCAGAGCAGAUGUCUCAGCACUGUGAUUUGUUUGGAAGUUAUGUUUCCUUUUUCUUUCAUCUUAGUCUUUUUAUGGGAGAACUCACAUGUUAAUGGAGUGAGAUGAUAAACACUGCAAAGUGAUGCAAGCACAUUUUAAUGAUAUCUUUAUUUUUCGAUCACCCUGUGAUAUCCUUCCUGUCUAUACAUUAUGUAGGCUAUGGUUAAUGGUGGUUCUGUUUUUAGCUAAUCAACAACAACAUGUUCAUGUCUUAACUGUAACUUGAUUUUUUGGUAGAAGAAAUGAUAAACACAUUUAAAGGUACACUAAUAACAACACAGGUUGUGGGUUUGGGGCGAUAUGGCAAACAUAUUCUAUCCCAUUAUAGCAUAUUUCUGGUAAUUCAAUAAAUAAUAGUUCAUGUGAAAC
This is a messenger RNA of Cottoperca gobio, 790 nucleotides long. RefSeq names its product uromodulin-like. Lineage: Eukaryota; Metazoa; Chordata; Actinopteri; Perciformes; Bovichtidae. Bases 111 to 365 code for a protein of 84 amino acids. The record is from RefSeq and is a predicted model, not a curated record. The transcript is spliced from 3 exons.